Neolamprologus brichardi is the source of this 2073-nucleotide messenger RNA. The record is from RefSeq and is a predicted model, not a curated record. Lineage: Eukaryota; Metazoa; Chordata; Actinopteri; Cichliformes; Cichlidae.
UCUUCAGCAGGAAGUCGGAGCUGUGGUCGUCUCUCCGCCGGAUCUGUGAGCUGUCGGAGCCGCGAUGUCGUCAGUUCGGCACCUGAGAGAGUUUAUCACCGAGCGACUGACCGCUGCUGCCGAGGAGAUCUUCCUGGAGUUUGAAAAAACGAUCGUCCAGUACGAGGAAGUGAUCGACCGGCAGCAGAGGCUGCUGAGCAUCACCUGGAAACCCGAAACACAGCUUCACAAGACAGACGUCCCACAGCAGCAGGUCUGUGAGGAGGAGGAGGAGGAGGUUCUCCCUGAGCAGCAGCUCUGGAACCAGGAGAGGAGCUCCAGUGUGGAGGAACCAGAAGCUCCACAGAUUAAAGAGGAACAGGAGGAACUGUGCAGCAGUCAGGAGGGAGAGCAGCUGGGACUGAAGGAGGAGACGGAUACCUUCAUGGUGACUGCUGCUGAGGAAGGAGAGCACAGACCAAACAUGGAGCAGCUCCUCUGUCACAGCUCUGCUGUAGAUCAUGGAGAAAGCAGGAACGUUGAUUCAACUAGAAAAAAAGUGUUAGCACCAACGAGACAUUCUAGGAACAAAAGUCACAGUAACGGUGUCGACCCCCACAUGUCAGAGAUCCAGUGCAACACUGACACAGUGAAAAAGCUCGAAACAUGUGAUGUUUGUGGCAAAGCCUUUAAGAGAAGGUCCCGAAUGAAGGACCACUACAGGACGCACACAGGCGAGAAGCCUCAUUCUUGCAAAACGUGUGGAAAAAGCUUCACUCAGAGGAGCGCUUUGACCGUCCACAUGAGAAUCCACACAGGCGAGAGGCCGUAUCCCUGUAAGACCUGCGGGAAAAUGUUCACGUACAGUAGCAUUUUGUUGGCACACAUAAGAACUCAUACAGGUGAGAAGCCGUACCACUGUAAAAUAUGUGGGAAAGUGUUCACGUACAGCAGCCAUUUGUGGCGCCACAUGAAAAGUCACCCAGGUGAGAAGCCUCAUUCUUGCAAAACGUGUGGAAAAAGCUUCACUCAGAGGAGCGCUUUGACCGUCCACAUGAGAAUCCACACAGGCGAGAGGCCGUAUCCCUGUAAGACCUGCGGGAAAAUGUUCACCUACAGUAGCAUUUUGUUGGCACACAUAAGAACUCAUACAGGUGAGAAGCCGUACCACUGUAAAAUAUGUGGGAAAGUGUUCACGUACAGCAGCCAUUUGUGGCGCCACAUGAAAAGUCACCCAGGUGAGAAGACGUAGUUUUCAAAGUUUAUUAAAGGAAACUGUGAAAGUCAGGAAAUAUUAAGUGUUUGCUGUGUACGACUGGAUUACUGUCAACUACUGCUGAAUCACAGUGAGUGUAUGAGAGUAGAUGUUUAUGUGUAGCAGCACAGGAGAAAGAAGUAAUGCUUGUGUCAAACAGACAUUGAUGGUCCUCACAGAGCAGUUUUGAAAGGAGAAAAAUGAAGGAAGAGUUUUCACUCGUAGUUUUUGGGGUUGGCCUGCAGGGGGUGCUCAUGAGAAGGCAGCAGGGGAGGACUCAGCAUCUGGAUUCAUGUUUUUCUAACUAGUCUUGUACUGUUGUGUAGUUAGUGAAGUUAAUCACACCAGUUUAAUGUGAAGGCUGGGUUGCCAUGGUAACACCAGGAUACUUCACAGAUUUCGUGUGGACUUUCCCAGGGUGCAUCAGGAGCUUUUUAAUGAGAAGGUUGGAUUUUAAGUUCUGAACAAUACCUGAAGAGUUGACUGAAGGAACGAACCCUGAUCCGUGUUUGUGGGAUGAUCUGAGUGGGCUUUCUCCAUGACUACUCCAUCACGCUGGGUCAGGACUGGAUCGACAGCAUGUUCAGCGUCUUCGUCUGAAACUGGUUUAUGAUCAGAUUUUAAGAGCUUGAAUGAAAAUCAGUGAUGACUGGAGAAUGAUAAAGUUUAAGAAGCUGAAGGAUCCGGACUGAUGUGUGAUUAUCGUUCACCUAAACCAAACUACAGAUUCAAGAACUGCUUGGAAACAUGUUUCAGACUGAAAGCAGCUUCAGACUUCAUGAAGAAGCUCAGAGUUUGUUACAUGAGAUGUAGGGCUGCUCGAUUAUGGCAAAAAUGAU